This is a messenger RNA of Neoarius graeffei (lesser salmon catfish), 3113 nucleotides long. RefSeq names its product growth factor receptor-bound protein 14 (gene grb14). The transcript is spliced from 15 exons. Gene Ontology annotation, cellular component: plasma membrane; cytoplasm. The coding region runs from base 108 to 1703 and encodes 531 amino acids. Lineage: Eukaryota; Metazoa; Chordata; Actinopteri; Siluriformes; Ariidae. The record is from RefSeq and is a predicted model, not a curated record. Gene Ontology annotation, biological process: insulin receptor signaling pathway; negative regulation of insulin receptor signaling pathway.
AGCGCGCGUCCGGUUACCGGGUAGCGAUGGGAGCACGAGGAAGAGAGCCCGUGCCGAGCGCGAGCAGCAGCAGCAGAUGAUGCGGUGGAUAUAAAGCUGGGCUCACCAUGAGUGCUAUGAGUGACUCUCUGGAUGAGCUAGGCACUCCAAACAGCCUCGGCGAGAAAGCAGCCAUAUUUCGUGAAGGAAAGGGCAAUGUAAGCACGCUCAGUGGCGGCGACCAUGCCCUAAUCGCUCUGCACUCGCCCUACCAGCCACCCGGUGCCGUACAAAACAGGACUGCCGCCACAACAGCAGCAGCUUUCUGCAGAGGGAAUAGGAAAUAUCAACAAGGGGAGGAGAUGCAGAUGAACAUGGUCCAAAACCCCUUCCCAGACCUCUUUCACUCCGAGUGUUUGUUACCCUGGACCAAAAACAGCGCAACUCAGGUGAUCAAAGUAUACAGCGAGGACAACAGCAGUCGAGCCGUGGAGGUCCCCAGUGACAUCACUGCCCGGGAUAUCUGCCAGCUGUUCAUUCUGAAGAACCACUGCAUCGAUGACCACAGCUGGACGUUGAUUGAGCACCUUGCUCAUCUGGGUAUUGAAAGAAUCAUAGAAGACCAUGAAUCAGUCUUGGAAGUACAGUCUAACUGGGGCAUGGACUCAGACAGCCGCCUGUAUUUCAGGAAGAAUUAUGCCAAAUAUGAAUUCUUCAAGAAACCUCUGGAUUUUUUUCCAGAAAACAUGGUGUCUAUAUCGAGUGAAGCCAAUGGCCUCAUGAACCACUCACAGCUUAUCCAGACAUUUCUCAACUCCAGCACAUGUCCUGAAAUCCAUGGCUUCCUCUACUCAAAAGAGCAAGGCAGGAAGUCCUGGAAGAAGUUCUAUUUUGUGUUGAGAAGGUCUGGGCUGUAUUUUUCCAAUAAGGGCACAUCAAAGGAACCCAGACAUCUGCAGUUUGUUGCAGAGUUUUGUGACAGCGAUGUCUACACGUUGUUAUCAGCCAGAAAAACACACGGCGCUCCCACAGACUACGGGUUCUGCAUAAAGCCGAGUAAGUCAAGCUCAGCUCGGGACCUCAAACUGCUGUGUGCAGAUGUUGAGCAGACCAGAACCUGCUGGAUCACAGCUAUGCGCCUCUUCAAGUUUGGGAUGCAGCUGUACCAAAACUUCAUCCAGCCUCAUCAGAAGCAGAAAAACUCUCCAAUGAGAAGCAUUUCGGAGAACUCUCUCGUGGCCAUGGAUUUCUCAGGGCAGAGGAGCCGUGUGAUUGAUAACCCAUCAGAGGCUCUGUCGGUGGCUGUGGCAGAAGGUCUAUCAUGGAGGAGGAAGAGCUGCCAUCGACUCAGCCAUGGAAGCUGCUCCCCCUCCCAAAGCUCCUUAUCCAACAUAGCAAUCCACAUGGCUCAGCCGUGGUUCCACAGCAAACUGUCCCGAGAUGAGGCUCACAAACUGAUCACCCAGCAUGGCCUCAUUGAUGGAGUUUUCCUCUUAAGGGACAGCCAAAGCAACCCCAAGACCUUUGUCCUGUCCCUGUGUCAUGCACAGAGAAUCAGACACUUUCAGAUAGUCCCUGUUGAGGAUGAUGGUGAGCUCUUCUACAGCCUGGAUGAUGGAAACACACGCUUCAGUGAUUUGCUACAGCUGGUGGAGUUUUACCAGCUAAACCGUGGAGUGUUGCCCUGUAAGCUCAAACACCACUGUGCCCGAACCACCCUGUGAGCACACCCCAAAACCCCUGUCCAAUCACCCUUUGACCUUUCAAAUUACGGAUUCCCUCAAAACCUUCUACUCUAACCACAAAAUCACUCUGCUCCAAGCCCAGACUCAUAAACCCUGUCCCUUGUCACAACUCCAAUGUUCACCCCUUUGUGUUCCAUCACUCGACCAAACACAAUCGCAGGGUGACUCUGGACAAAUCGCCAGCGCAGCUCGUGCCUUGGACAGGAAACUCAAACGGACUCUUCCUGUCUAGUUUCAAUGUUCACUCCUAUGUGAAAUUAUGAUCAUAAGCUGUGGGGUGCUGCAAGAUCAAACAGACUUUAGUGGAGUUGAGGAAGGACUUGUUAAGUGCUAAUGAGUGUAUGAGAGUACAGUCUGAGACUGUGUUUUAUAAUAAGGCACGAUUGAUAGCGCUUUAUGAUGAAGGUUUUGGUCGAUGUACUGUACAACAGUGUAGACGUUGCAGCUUGAACGAUCCGUAUUUGAAGCUUUUGAAUUCCGAGGUGACGGGAGAAGCUAAAGUAGCAAACUGUCAGAGGGCUGACAACUUGUGUGUCCAUACCAUGUGAACAGAAUAGACAGACAUGGUACAGCCAUAAUCACAUGUGCACAAUAAGCUGACACUGUUGGUUUUACCAGCAGGAAGAGGGCCUUCGGGGGAUCUGGACACCCUCCUUUGAGCUUUUGGGUAAAAUGUUAAAAUGUCUCCUUCUUUAACUCAUGUGACAAAAUAAUUCAGGUAUUUUAUAAAAAAUGUGAUAUGUUUAGUUUGUUUGAGAGGUGAGGCUUUGUUCUGUGCAUGCUGUAGGUCACAUCCUGUCCAAAUGCAAUGGGUUGUGUUAGCAUGAAAAAAGCAGCCGUCCAUGCUGCUUCACACACUCCAAGCAAACACACACACACACACACUCUUCCUUUUGGUCUGUGCUCUACCAGAACAUGGAAUGUACAUACACAGACACGCAGAGUACACACUCACCAUAAACAUAUACAUAUGAACAUACACGCAUAGCACCCUAGAGUGAUGCUGGAUCACACCAUAAGUGGUUUACAUGCUGAACAUUUAAACUUGGACAGAAUGUGUGAUGUUGCUUGUGAUUAAUAAUUGAACAAAUCAAAUUUUAUAUUAAAAUGCAUAUUUUAUGGAUACUUGUUAAGAUUCAGGUUCACAGUGUUUAACGCCUGGAGUGGUAAGUUUCUGUUUUACAGAACGUUGAAGAUGACCACUACAAUCAUUGUCUGGCGAUGUGCUGUUUCUUCAGGUUGUGAGAUCUCACCUUCAAACCUUCCCUUAAGAAAAUGAAAGCUAUUAGUGAUUACAAAUCACAUAUGACUAAUAUGUUGUACUGUUUUAAAAAAAAAAAACUGGUAAGUUUUAAUGCUGUAAAAAAAUUAAUGCGUUUGAGUUAAAAG